UUUAUCUUUUCUACAAACUCUUCUUGACACAUUUCAUUAGCAAAUGAAAAUGAAGCUUGAAGUAGAGUUCAUCUCCCAAGAGCUAAUCAAGCCAUUUUCCCCUACGCCUGAUCAUCUUCGCCAGCUCCGCCUUUCGUUUCUCGACCAAUUACAACCUCCAGUUUGUAUGCCUAUCGUCCUCUUUUACUCCAAAAAAUCCGGUUCUGAAAAUUAUGAAAGAUGCAACGAAUUAAAGAAAUCUCUAUCAAAAGCCCUAGCUAUGUUCUACCCUCUUGCUGGACGAAUUAAUAAUGACACCUUUAUAGACUGCAACGACGAAGGAGCCUUGUUCGUCGAAGCUAAGGCGAACUGUCAACUCUCAGAUAUUCUUCAAGAUUAUAACCCUAGCGACAGCAAUAAGUUGAUACCUCUCCCGCCCCACCAAUGCGAAAAUCUCACCGCAUUUUUUCAGGUUACUUUGUUUAAAUGUGGCGGAUUAUGCAUUUCAUUUUCUUUGUUGCAUAAACUUGGCGACGCCUUGUCGCAGUUUCAAUUCUUGAAUAGUUGGGCUGCCAUUACCCGCGGAGAUUAUUCUGAAAUCGCUACUAGUCCUAUCUUCGGUAUGGCAACAUUGUUUCCGCCCAUAAAAAUGCAGUCUCGGAUGGAUUUCGAAGAGUUAGGCGAAGACAAAAUCGUCACGAAAAGGUUUGUGUUUGAUGCUUCCACCAUAGCAGCUCUUCAAGCUAAGUAUAGCAAUGAAAUUGGCUACAGUCCGUCACGGGUUGUGGCCUUAGCCGGUUUCAUAUGGAGCCGAUUCAUAGCCGCCAUUCAGACGAACAAAACAGACCGUAAUCAUUUGUACGCCCUAAGUAAUGUAGUGAACUUUAGACGAAGAAUAGAACCGCCGCUUUCAAAUAUGCAUUUUGGUAAUCUUUUCACUACAGCCUGGGUGAAGGUUAACAUAAACAACCGGCAACAAAAGUCCGCAGAUGCGAAAUACAAUUACGAUGCGAACAUUGUUAGUCAAAUGAGUGAUGCCAUGAGAAGUGUGACUCCAGAUGCCAUCUUCAAAUUAACGCAAGAAGUUGUUAAAGGAGAGGUGAUUGGAUUUUUCUUCACUAGUUUAUGCAAGAUGCCAAUUUAUGAAGCAGAUUUUGGAUGGGGAAAGCCUGUGUUUGUAAGUUCAGCUAAUUUGCCUCUGAAGAACCUAGUUUCUUUCUUGGAUGCUAAACAAGGAGGUGCUAUAGAGGCAUGGAUCAACUUGAAUGAGGAAAACAUGGCUAAAUUUGAGAUUGAUAAGGAGUUUCUUGCACAUCUUAAUUCUUCUACUCAAUUUAAUGCUAAAUCAAGAUUAUAAGUCAAAUUGUGGGUAAUAGAUCCUCAAACUUUUACAUCUAUUAUAUUUU
Mercurialis annua (annual mercury) is the source of this 1385-nucleotide messenger RNA. RefSeq names its product stemmadenine O-acetyltransferase-like. The record is from RefSeq and is a predicted model, not a curated record. The transcript has 2 exons. NCBI's taxonomy places the organism in Eukaryota, Viridiplantae, Streptophyta, Magnoliopsida, Malpighiales, Euphorbiaceae. The coding region runs from base 44 to 1336 and encodes 430 amino acids.